Molecule: messenger RNA, 4815 nt
Organism: Anoplopoma fimbria (sablefish)
Lineage: Eukaryota; Metazoa; Chordata; Actinopteri; Perciformes; Anoplopomatidae
Gene: kif15
Product: kinesin family member 15
Biological process (GO): microtubule-based movement
Molecular function (GO): ATP binding; microtubule binding; microtubule motor activity
Source: RefSeq, a predicted model, not a curated record
GGAAGGAUGUAAACAGCGUCAGUCGUCCCUUUUCGUCUGAAUCUGAUAUGUAGAGAGUUUUACAACAUAUCAGCGAACAUCUUUUGUCAACAAUGAACUCAACUAAAGGAUCUGGUGAUUCAUCUCAACUUGGUGCCAGCUGUGAAGGUGACUCCAUCAAAGUGUUCGUGCGGGUUCGACCUCUGACCCAGAGCACCGGGCUGACCACAGAUGGAGAUCAGAAGCUGUGUCUCACCGUCACCUCACCCAGCACCAUCCGUCUGCUGUCAAAACCAGAACCACGAACCUUCACCUAUGAUCAUGUUGCUGACAUGGACACAUCUCAGGAUUCUGUAUUCUCCAGUGUGGCCAAGAAUAUUGUUGAGUCUUGCAUAAAUGGAUACAAUGGUACUAUAUUUGCCUACGGACAAACAGGCUCAGGGAAAACAUUCACCAUGCUUGGACCAUCUGAGUUGGAUAACUUCACAGAUGAAUUAAGGGGGGUUAUACCUCGAAGUUUUGAGUACCUGUUUUUUCUCAUCAACAGAGAAGUGGAAAGGUCUGGCCAGUCCAAGAGUUUCCUCUGUAAAUGUUCAUUUAUUGAGAUAUACAAUGAACAAAUCUAUGACCUUCUGGACACAGCCUCAGCCAGCCUUUUCCUCAGGGAGAACAUCAAGAAAGGUCUUUUUGUUGAGGGAGCUGUGGAGAAGUUUGUCAACUCAGCUGCUGAAGCCUACCAGGUGCUGUCUAUGGGCUGGCGUAAUCGACGAGUGGCCUCCACCUCCAUGAACCGAGAGUCUUCCAGAUCUCACGCAGUGUUCACCAUGACUUUGGAGUCCAAAGAGUCUGUCAAUGAAGUGGUGAACAUCCGGAUGUCUCAGUUGAACCUGGUAGAUCUGGCAGGGUCUGAGAGGCAGAAAGACACACACACAGAAGGCUCCAGACUCAAGGAGGCCAGCAGUAUCAACCGCUCCCUCAUGUGUCUUGGUCAGGUGAUCAUGGCACUGGUCGAUGUGUCCAAUGGGAAGAACCGCCACAUCUGCUACAGAGAUUCUAAACUCACCUUCUUGUUAAGGGACUCUCUUGGAGGAAAUGCAAAGACUUAUAUCAUAGCCAAUGUACAUCCUGGAUCAAAGUGUUUUGGAGAAACGCUGUCCACCUUGCAGUUUGCUCAGAGAGCAAAGUUGAUCAAGAAUAAGGCCAUUAUCAAUGAAGAUACGCAGGGAAAUGUGAGGCAGCUACAAGCUGAGGUGAAGAAGCUGAAGGAGCAGCUUGCACAGGCACUAACUUCUCAGGCAGUGGACUGUGGAAGAGAUGUAGCACCCGGAGGACCUGAACUCCCCAAAGAAAUUCAACAUGAUCUCUCAUAUGAAGCAAAGUUUAUGGCUUCUGUUCGUCUGUGGAAGAAGCGAGAAGAGGAGAAGAGGACGCUGUUAGAGAAAGUGGCUCAGCUUGAGGAGGCCUGGACCCAGAAAGACAAGUUCAUCCACUCGAGCCGAAUGAUUGUCAGGUUUCGAGAGGACCACAUCUAUCGCCUUGAGAAAUUGAAGACAGGACAAAGCUCACUGUCAGACAAGGAGGGUCAGACUCUGAUCGACCAGCUGAAAGAGGAGAUAAAUAUCUUGAAAGAUCAGGUUGAACAUCACCCAAAGAUGACGCGAUAUGCAGCAGAGAACUUCAGCCUUAGAGAGGAGAACCGUCAACUUCGUUGUCUUGAAUCGGUGGUAAAAGCUGAAGAAGCUGCAGUCCAUGUUGCUGCUGAGUUGGAAGAGGCCUUCCAGAGGGCUUUGGAGACGGAAGGACUCACAGAGACUCCAGCAGCCUCUUCAGCCCCUGUGCCUGUAGAUACUGUCUCGGCAACUACAAUUGAGAAGCUGAAGGCUCAGCUGCUUCAGAAACAGUCUGACCUCACAGGUGCCCUUCAGGCCUUUGAGGAGUACAAAGAAGUCACCAACAAACAGCUGUCACAGCUGGCGUCUGAGAAAAGAUAUCUGGACAAGUCCAACAGGCAUUUGGAAAACAUUUUGGAAGCCACAAACGCAUACAAAAAUCAGGAGGUCUCUGAGCUGAACAGAAUUCACGUUGAAACUAUAAAGAUUCUCACCACGCCCACCAAAGCAUACAACUUGCGGACCCGUCUUGUGCCUCUCUCUAGCCCGGACCACCUGGAGACGACAGACAAUAAUGCAGACGACAUUUGGACCGAGCAGCCUCCUUCAGACAUGACUGAGAUGGCCUUGACUGAGGAACUCUGUCAAGUGCAGGAACAAGUUAGCCGUGCUCAGACACAGUUCAAUGAGGAGGAGCUAAAGAACAGCAAGCUGUUGCAGCAAAUUACAAAACUUGAGGAGCAGAUGGCUGUGAUAUCACAAGAGUGUGACCGCAAGGAUGAGCUACUUUCUUCUGAGCGGGCUAACAGAAACAAAGAUCACCUCAACCUGCAAGAAAGUGUCCAUGAGCUGCAACAGAGCCUUCAAUCUGAACAGCAAGCUGCAGAGUUGCUGAGGAGUGAAAUCCGUGAUCUACGCCUGGUGCUGCAGUCGUCGGAUACCGAGCUGGCCGCUGUGAGGAACGAGCUAAGAGACGGCCAGAGCGAGAAGCAGAGCGAGAUGAGCCAGCUCUCUAACAGUCUGAUCAGCACACAGCUCCAGCUUGACAAAGUCCAGCUGGAGUGGGAGCAGCUUCUGGAGCAGCAUCGGACACUGCAGGAUUCAUUUGACCAGCUCCAAGCUGAGACGAAGUUUGAGGCUGAUCAGGCAAGACAGCAGCUGCAGGAGAAGCAGCAGGAGAUUGAUGAACUGAAGGCACAGCUCACGGAGUUGAAUUAUUCUCUGCAGACUGAGCAAGAGCACACAGGCACCCUGAUCUCCCAGUUAAGAGAAAACAAAGAGAGUACAUCGAGAGAACUUAUUGAAACAGUGGAGCAGAAUGCACAGCUUAGAAAACAAGUCUCAGACCUGACAGUACAACGUCAACAACAGGAAUCCAAAAUUAGUGACAUUGAGCAAAAUGUUAACUCUGCAAACGAAACGAUAAAAGGCUUGGAACAGAAGGUGGAACAGGACAAAGAUGUUGUUUUAGAUCUCAUCAACCAAACCAGAGACCUCCGCAGUGAGCUGAGCCAGAGGGAUCAGACCAUCACCCACCUGUCUGGAGACAUCAAAGACAUCACAGCCAAGUUCAAUGCUGCCUGCCUUGAAAGGGAGGAGAUCCGGGAGCAAAACUCUAAGAUGCAGGCAGAAAUCUGUGAUAUGAAAGAAACAAUAGACAGAAGGGUAGCAUCAAACAAAAUAGAGGUGGAGGUGUUGCAAGAGGAGGUUGUUUAUGCCACUGAGGAGGUUGAGAGACUCACUAAGGUUUUAGGUGAGCAGAACAGUCUCCUCCAGGCAUCUCAAGAGCAAACAGCCCAGAAGGACAUCAUGAUGCAGAAUCUACAGCAGAAGGUGCAACAACAGCAAGAAGCUGUUGAAAGAACUAGCAGAAAUGGGCAUUUCAAACCCCUGGUUGAGUGUAUAGGAACACCUAAAUCAUUUCCUCGGACACCCUGCACUCCAGGAAGUUUCAACAGGGACUUGACCGAGGUGCUAGAGAGCCAGGAGAGGGAGCUGGAGAAUCGCCGCUCCUCCAUGAUGACCAUGGAGAUUCUGUUAACAGAGCUGAACGCUGAGAGGGCUGCCAAGAAUGAGGAGAUCCAAAGGCUUAAGAUGCAGCUGACUGAGAAAGAGAUGGUCCGAAUUGAGAUCCAGGCUUUACUUGACCAGUUUUACAACAAGCAGAACCAGCUGACACAGAAUGGAAAUAAUAAUGGGGAGGAGCUGAAUGGAGCCAUCAAGCAAACCAUACUUAAAGAGCUACAGGAGGAGAGAGCAGAGAAGAUUCAAAUAAUGCAGAAGCUCUCUGAUACUCAUAAAAGACUGCAUGCGCAGGAGUCGAUGUUGGCCCAGUCCCAAACCUGCGUUCAGGAGCUGACCAAUGAGCUGAGGAACCGCUGCCUAGAGUUGAGAGACCUGAGCCUGAGGAUGCAGGAGGAGGAGAAACUACUCCAGGAGAACGAGGUUCUCCGUAAGCAGAACAUUCAGCUGUCGGAGGAGAAUGGAAAUCUUGUCGGGCAUAAGAACCACAAACAGAGGAUUCAAUAUCUGGUGAAGCUGAAAAAGGAAAACACAAAACUUCAAGAGGAAAAUGAAAAGCUCAAAACAGAUUACUUAAUGCGGGACAACGGUGGAUGUCAGACACUGGAGAUAAUAUAAAUCCCUGAUUCUUUAAUUGUUUGUAUCUCUGUUAUUUGCAUCCAUUUUUUUUUUUGUAUGAUUUUCUUUUUUUAACUGUAUUGACGUGGUCAACUUUUAAUGGUUUGAAGUACAAAGGCUUUGUGAUUUAUGAUUUAUGUUCUUUUCAAUUGUGAGACUGUGCAGAAAUGAUUUUGCUCAUGAUGUAUUCAUAUUAUUACACCUCCUACAAAGUUUGGCGUGGAUGCAUACUGUACAUUUACAUUAAUCUGCUAUUUCAGCAUUAUAAAACCCAACAAGAGUAUGGAAAGACCAGCUGUGAUGAAACCUCCAUUAGUCCAUUUCCAUCCCUGUUGGGUUUCUCUUGAUGUACAUUAGUACACCUAGACCACAUUGAAAUUAUAACAAUGCUGAACAUAAUCUUAAUGUGAAAACUGAAAAAAUGUUGUGUUCAUAAUAUUUCAGGUGCUUAUGUUUAGUGCUGUGAUUGUUGGCCAUCUGUGUUGAAUCCAUUGUUUUAGUUUUUUGUAUUUUUCCCAUCAUACUGAGAUACAUAGCCAAUGUCUUUUUGUUUCAGAAUAAUGAACUUUUAAUACUGUAAUUAAAA